Zea mays is the source of this 1619-nucleotide messenger RNA. RefSeq names its product carbonic anhydrase. Gene Ontology annotation, biological process: one-carbon metabolic process. NCBI's taxonomy places the organism in Eukaryota, Viridiplantae, Streptophyta, Magnoliopsida, Poales, Poaceae. The record is from RefSeq and is marked provisional. Gene Ontology annotation, molecular function: carbonate dehydratase activity; zinc ion binding.
AAUCCCAAAUCAGCUCAACGGCCAAAACGACCAACAAGCGCGCCGUCCGCGCACAGACGACGUCAGGCAACAGAAGGGCGAGGGCAUGGGUCCAGCUCGCCACCUCCGCGGCCUCACCGCGCUCUUGAUCUCCGCCGCCCUCUUGCUCUCCGCCGCCAUCCCGGCCGCCAGAGGCCAGGAGGAAACGGAGGACGAGGAGGAGUUCAACUACAUUCCGGGCGACGCGAACGGGCCGGAGAACUGGGGCAGCAUCAAGCCGGAGUGGGCCAACUGCAGCGCUGGGCGCAUGCAGUCCCCGAUCGACCUCGCCCGCGAGCGCGUCUCGCUGGUGCCCGCCCUCGGCUUCCUCAACCACUCCUACCGCCCAGCCCAGGCCUCCAUCGUCAACCGCGGCCACGACAUCAUGGUGAGGUUCAACGGCGACGCCGGCAGCCUGGUGAUCAACGGCACGGCGUACGACCUCAGGCAGAUGCACUGGCACUCGCCCUCCGAGCACACCGUCGACGGCCGCAGGUACGCCAUGGAGCUGCACAUGGUGCACGAGAGCGCGGCGGGCAAGGCGGCGGUGAUCGGCAUCCUCUACGAGAUCGGCCUCGUCCCGGACCCGUUCCUACUUCGGCUGGAGCCCUUCAUCCGCCGGAUCGCCGACAGGAAGGACAGGGAGGAGCCCAUCGGCGUGGUGGACCCCCGGCUCGCGCGCGGCACGGCCAGCGCCUACUACCGCUACAUGGGCUCCCUCACCACGCCGCCCUGCUCCGAGGGGGUCGUCUGGACCAUCAUCAAGAAGGUCCGCAGCGUGUCGAAGCGCCAGCUGGAGCUUCUCAGGGAAGCCGUGCACGACGGCAACGAGAAUAACGCGAGGCCGGUUCAGGACCUGAACGACAGAGACAUCAGCUUGUUUCGCCCUAAGCUACAUAAGCAGGAGCUUUUGAGUUUUAAGGAUAAAUUGGUUGGUGCAUGAAUUGAACACCACUUUCUGUCAGUUUAUGCUUUUCGGAUGAACGGUUCAUGGUAUCAAAACCACUCAGGUUUGAAUCAUGGUUAACACAAUUAAAUAAAAUAAUUGAUGAUCAAACGUAGUUCAGGCCUUCAGAAUAACGUACAUGUGAGUUGCCUUCAAUUGUUGGAUGGUUCAGUGAUGGGGAGAGAUGUAUACUGUGUAUGAUUACAGUUUUGUUCUGUACUUCUUUCUACCUCUGUUAGGCUAUCUCUAAUAGUUUACUCAUCCUUGUCUUUUAUUUCGAAUUCCACUCUAUAAACAGUACAGUCUAGCGAAAGGGUCUCUAGCUGAGUUGAUUAGAUGGUCUCAGUAGCACUUCUUAGGUCUUUAAUUUGACUCCCCGUGAGAGUGAAUUUUAGUCUUUGGUUAAAAAAAUCAUUUCGUCUGUCCCAUGCCGCCAAAGCAUAGAUCUAAGUUUCGGUCGUGGUCGUUCUCACAUGACUACAAUACCACUGUAUAUGGAUGGAGUAGAGGUUCACGAUCUGUUGACCAUAGCAUUAUUUAGGCGAGAUAAUUGGAUUUUUGACACUCAUAAUGUUGUCUUCUUGUUAUAGUUAUCACUGUGUCUAUGAAUUAUGGGUCCAGCUGAGUCUAUGAAAUGUGGACCUGAUGACAAUUU